This is a messenger RNA of Opisthorchis viverrini, 4995 nucleotides long. RefSeq lists its product as hypothetical. Gene Ontology annotation, cellular component: cytoplasm. The record is from RefSeq and is a predicted model, not a curated record. Lineage: Eukaryota; Metazoa; Platyhelminthes; Trematoda; Opisthorchiida; Opisthorchiidae. Gene Ontology annotation, biological process: protein deubiquitination; ubiquitin-dependent protein catabolic process. The coding region runs from base 1 to 1977 and encodes 658 amino acids. The transcript is spliced from 8 exons. Gene Ontology annotation, molecular function: cysteine-type deubiquitinase activity.
AUGCAGCCUGAAAGUAGCCGAAGUCUUGUGAUCCCACAAGUUUUCGUGUUUUACCUGCAAUCCGAUUUGGUUCAUGGAGUUUCUCUUUCAGCGAAUGUGAUCAUGAGCCAGUCGGAGUGGCGAGAGCUGGAAAGUGACCCUGGCCUCUUCACCUUAUUGCUUGAGGACUUUGGUGUGAAGGGAGUGCAGGUUGAGGAAAUAUAUGAGCUCUCCGAGGAGAUCAAGGAAACUGUGUAUGGCUUCAUCUUCCUAUUCCGUUGGGACAGUUGCAAGAAAAAGGCAAGUCGGCGUAGUGGCAGAGGUUCAGCGGGUUCAGCGGCUUCGUUUUUCAACACAACUGUAACACAAUCAGCAAGCACUUUUGGCCAGUCGACAAAUGACUUGUUCCGUUCUGGUGGGAAUCUGCAAAAGGAAUCGUCUGGAGCUCGCAUUCGCUCUACAUCUGGUUCGAUCGGGGAAGCACAAUUCUCACUGGGAUUGGAUGAGAAUGAGCGCAUUGAAGGUUCAGAUAUCCCGAUGCACCAGAUGUCCUCAACUGAGUCGAACGAACUCUUUUUCGCUCGCCAGACGGUUCAAAACUCAUGUGCUACCCACGCCCUCUUAAGCGUACUCCUCAAUAGACCGGAACUGGAUCUUGGUCCAAUGUUGAACGAGUUCCAGCGUGCCACUCGGUAUCUCCCCCCGGAGGCGAAGGGUAUGGCUAUCGGAAAUAUGCCUCAACUGGCACAGGCUCACAAUCGGCACGCAGCACCACCAAUUUCUGUCAGUCUGGAUUCAGCUCUCUCUCCGCCUCCGAUGCCCGAGCCUUCUGAGGCCGCUGCAGCCGCCGCGUCAGCAGCCUUAGCAAGCACCCAGGGGACGCCGUCGAACUCGCUUUCGGCGACUGACUCUUCUUCCAGUACGGGCGGUCGAACUGAGUCUGCCCAAACAGAUACCUUUCACUUCGUUUGUUAUGUACCCUUUGGUGGCUUUCUGUACGAACUUGAUGGCCUCAAAUCGGAUCCAAUCAAUCACGGCCCUUUGCGUGACCCGAAAAUUCCGAAUGCAUGGACAACACAGUGUGUGGAAAUUCUUAGGCAACGUAUGCAGGAAGUAAGUUUGCUUUUUUACUGUGAGUUUUAUGGAUUUUGCUGUGGGGAUGGAUUGAUACAGCCUAUGGCAGUCGUGCCGGACCGUCGACUGCACCUGACUAAACGCAUGUGCAAAUUAGAACAGAAUCGUCGGACGAUCGAGAAUAUACUAGUUGAGAAGGCUCGUUUUGAGGCGGAACAACAAGCGGCUGUAUGUCAAUCCCUGACUAAUGGCCCUCUCCAGGAUUCGCCAUCCGCGUUUGUUGAUUCGACAACUGGCCAAUGUACCAGGUUGAAAUGUGAAGAUGUCGCGCCCUCUCCUUCUUGCAGAACAGGCACACCACAAGUUAGUAGUUUUGCAGGCGACCUCACCAGCAACGGAGCUCCUGAAUCAACGGCCGUGUCAAACACGGGUGAUCGACUUUCCCCUGGGGACAGCAGUCGCAGUGUACAGACGCGAUCUUCCACUCGUGCAGCUUCUGCAAGUGUCUCGAGACAAACGGAACAAACUAGCGGUGAAAUGGCAUGUUCGGACAGCGACCAACCCAAACCUACCGCGAAUCACAAUUCCGUCGCGAAUCCACCACGUUCCUCAACCGAGAUUUCACGUAAACGUCCCUCGUUCAACACAAUGCUUGAUGAUGUGGAGUGGACCUGCGAUCGAAAGAAAAGCCUACUCGAGCCAAAUCAAACGCAUCCCCUGGUUACUACUAAACAUUCUGAUCCUAGUGCUGAUUCGACGGACUGUAGCGCGUCUUCCGAUNAAGCUACUCGCUUCAAUUUUUCGGCAGAUUCACCUUUAUUAUCCACUUUGACCGAAACUGUGGUGGCCGAAGCGAAAACGUACGACGUUGACCUGAAGGACGAUGAUCGUUUUGCAACGAAAUCAGAGGGCAUUGUAAACUAGGGCAUUGUAAAUUGCGAGACCACUCUGGGCCGGGAGGAACUAUGUAGUUCGCGAUCGGACGAUCGAAAAUGUUCUCCAAGUGGGUUCUUUCAAAGCCACUCCGGUUCUGUGUCCUUGAUAAAGAAAGAGCUGGAGUCGGAAAAUGGAGGCCUCUGUUCACCUGGCCUCAGGGUCUCCACAUCCUAUCCGAACUGCGUGACCUGUAACCAUACGGGUGCUGGGAACCAAGUGGGCUUUUCGCAAAAUCACCUUCUUUCAGACGAGUUAACGAAACCUCUUACUGUGGAUACGGAGUUUUGGCAUUCGACGACAUCCUAUGCUCCAUCAGCUAGGUACCAACCCCGCAAUGGCCUUGACAAACUGGAUUCCCCUGAAAAAUUGAACGAUCUGCGACCACGGACGCGUGCAUUAACCAGAGCUCGUGUCAAUAACAAUGCGAACCGAUCGAAUAACCUCAGUAGUAACAAUGCUUCGACUACAACCACUGCGUUGCUGUUGAGGUCACAACGGACAGCGAGCGAUGCAGCGCUCAUCUGUAAAGCUUCGCCCGUUCUCGUGUCUUCCCCGAUCCACUCACCCCCUACUCGAGUCGAGGUCCCCGACAGGGAGGAUCGCACAGGCUCUCCUGUUCCUGAAGAACAAAUCACCGCAGUAACUUCAAAUCGUGGUACGUCCAAAAAACUACCAUACUUGGUAUUACAAUGCUUCACUCCAACCACUGCGUUUCUGUUGAGGUCACAACGGACAGCGAGCGAUGCAGCGCUCAUCUGUAAAGCUUCGCCCGUUCUCGUGUCUUCCCCGAUCCACUCACCCCCUACUCGAGUCGAGGUCCCCGACAGGGAGGAUCGCACAGGCUCUCCUGUUCCUGAAGAACAAAUCACCGCAGUAACUUCAAAUCGUGCUCGUUUGAACGGUACGGAUCGUCUUUGCUCGACUCGUCCUGCUUCCAAGUAUCCAACACGUUCCUCAACCAGACGGGAUACCCUUGCCUCGCACAAUCUGGCCCAGUUUCGAUCCCAGCUUUCGGUGAUUAAUUCCUACUCCUCCACGAGUAACAACAGUAAUGCUCUGACCUCAUCCUCAACAGUGAUUUCAAACUGUCUUAGCGAUACUCUUCAUCCUGACUACUUGGAGGGGAAAACAGACUCCCCGCUCUUGCACAACCCAACGGUUACCACGCGGUCUUUGGACUGCCUUGGGAACAACAAUUCGCCUUUGACGAUUGGGGAACUUCAGGUUUUGCUGAAGAAGAUCAAGGAACAUUGGAAUCAUUGUAGCGAUGCAUUGAUGGAAGAAGAGACGAAACGACAUACCUACCGAAUUGACGAUGCUCGUCGGGUUCACGAUUAUGUGCCUUUUAUCCGGGCCUACUUACGUGCUUUGGUCAAACACGAUAUGCUACACACCCUUGUCCUACAAGCUCUGCAGUCCGCCAAUUCCGGUAGCCCCAAUACUUCAGCCCUUUCUACGACAGGUAAUCGGAACAGCCCCAGAGUCCCGUCCACUGGCUUCAAAACUAACUCGCGACAAAGCGAAAUGGACAGUCGCUCAGCCAACAACUGCUUCACGAACUGUUCGGCUGAGCGAUCCACUCCCAAUCAUGGUGCUACUCCUGUCAAAUCAAUGUUGAAUUCCGUCCAUCCUAAUCGAACUCGUUUAAGAGCAAGGACACGACUAUCGUUAACCACUCCUUCAAACUCUGUAGCAGCGCAGACUAAUUCUGUUCACGUCACCAGGAAAUCCAGGACCUUGAGCGAAAGUUCUACGGAAAGAUUACAGAUUUCUGUGACCGACGAAGGAUUUCUAGAUUCUGCGGUCUCUACCAUUGAGGAUGUACCGACUGAACAGCCACUGUUUGCCUCAGCACCCUCAAACUCACCUGCAUAUGUGAGCAGUGUGAAUAAAACGCUCGCUCUGUCUGAGUCUGGCAAUUGCCAAUCCGAAGGUGAUAGUACAUCUGAAUUGCCGACAGAUUCCCAUUCUACUGCAAGCACAAUUGGCGUGAAAAACCCGUCCGAUUUUGGUGAAGCCGGCUCGGUACCUGCAGUUUCCUAUUCACCCGUGAUGUCCUCAACCAAUACAGGUGCUUCUUACUCAUCCUGUGGAUCACCCCCUCAAUCUCCCCAGUCCACAAGUUCUUCAAGGUCAACCUACCUACGACCGCGCCCAUUCAUUUCCAACACACAAACUGUACCAGAAGGGAAUAUUUCCCGAAAAUCCUUAAGACCACGAGCACAGGUGGACCAAAAUGCAACAGAGAGUCAAUCAGAGUCCGGUGAAAGCGAUGGGCGGAAGUCUCGACCUAGUGGCAGAUCUUCCCUUAGACGUAAAAUCCCGUAUGCACUGGUGAAAGAUCUCGAUGUGGGGAACGGAUGUAAACCGGCUGGGUCACCCAGUACCCUUAUUUCUUCUGUACCUGAUCGUUUCCGCAAGCGCCGUCUAUGUUAGUCAUACAAUCAGUGCCAGGGCUUCAUGUAUCCCGCUUCCACUUUGUAUAACCCAGUCCUGUAACACAGAGCAGUUGAGUCCCUUCUUCAUUUCACGCACACGUUUUAUAAGCAGUGCGUAACUGGCUACUCUGUGUGCCCAUCAAUGAAUGCUCUUCUCGUGUGUUCUCCGCCACUAUCAACCUUUGGGGAUCCGGUCAAGUGCGUUGGCGAUAUGUCCCAGUGAAGUAAUCCAAAUCUGCGCUGUUGUGAUUGACUACGUUAUUCUUUCACUGAUCUUUCCGCGCCUCGCUCUGUUCACAGACUCUGUCUCUGUCGCACACCUAUACGUGCAUACCCGCGUCCGUUUCCAUACAGCAAUCACCCCCUCCGUGUAAAUCAAAACGGACUUGGAAUUCUUCGAGUGCGGGUUCCCGCCGAUACUGUGUUGUCGCACUUUUUUCCUCAGUUUGUCUCGUCGCUGAUUUAAGUGGAUCGACGCAAUUCGCACAGACCCAACUUGUGAAUUUGUCAAAUUCUAUGUAUCUCUAGCAAUCAAUUCUUUUGUACAUUGUUCAAUACUUUAUUGUAA